Penaeus indicus is the source of this 6224-nucleotide messenger RNA. RefSeq names its product rab GTPase-activating protein 1-like (gene GAPcenA). The transcript is spliced from 22 exons. The coding region runs from base 57 to 3512 and encodes 1151 amino acids. The record is from RefSeq and is a predicted model, not a curated record. Lineage: Eukaryota; Metazoa; Arthropoda; Malacostraca; Decapoda; Penaeidae.
GUGUUGUUGACAAAUGUCAGAUGUUUCCGAUGAUCGUCGGGCUGAUUUAGGGAAGUAUGGAAGAGUGUUCCAGCCUGAGGUCGAGUGAUUCUGCAGGUACAAGUGAAGAGUAUGAGAUUGUGGAGAGUCUGGCAGGUCAGGACUCCGAGCCACAGCUAAACAUAGCCAAUAACGGCAGUAUGGAUGACCUGCAACAUGAACUUACAGAGGUAAUGAAGGAAAAAGCCCAAGACAGUUCUUCUCCCAAUGGCAGCCUCGACACAAGCGCAAACUCUAGCACAAAGAAAGACGAUGACACUCCCUGCGAUGCCCUGCCGAUCCUGGACACUCAGACAUCUACUCUGAGUGAGGACUUGUGCAGCAACUCAGAGAACUUGAUUGACAAUAGAAACCUCGGGGAAAACAAUCCUAGCUUUUCGCAGACUGCAUCAGACGAUGACAUGGAGAGAGUUCAGGCAGAGGACGGGAGUGGCGACUAUACAAUAUUUAAUAGAGUAACCUACUUGGGAGCAGCCUCCAUCAAUGCCCCUCGAAGUGAGGCUGAGAUCCAACGCAACAUGGCCAUACUCAAUGAUCAAGCACAGGAGCAGGCGCUUGAGGUGUCUGUGUCUGUCCCGUCAAACUCUGAGGGCUAUGUCAUAAUUUAUGAUGCAACUACAAGUUCUGAGAUGACACGCUUCAAAAUCCAUCGCAUCCUGUUUUGCGCACGGGGGAAAGUGGACACCUCAGAAGCAAGAUGUUUUGCCUUCACUUCAUCUCAUGGGGACACACAUGAGACAGCCAUAUUCCAGUGUCAUGUAUUUCGCUGUCAGAUUCCAGAGGCUGUUGCUCGUGUUCUCAUUACUUUUGCCGCAGCAUUCCGAAGAAUUCCCAAGAGCAAAAUGAUAAAAAAGGAAGAGGAGCAUCAUCAAACCCGACAGCAUCACUCAGAAUACGAACACCUAUUCGACAUAUCGCUAGAAAUUAAGGAGGAGGAUAGCAAGGGUAAUUUCAAUGUAGUUCCCCGUGACAAAGAAUUCUUCAAGUUGCGAAGUAACAUUGAAAAGCAGCUGAUCCUGACUGUCUCCCCGGCUCCCCCAAGCACCCAGGCCAACGCGAUCCACGCAAGUUUAGAAGAUUUGUGCGUGCAACGUUGCUUCGGGCUUCUGGUUGCCCCAGGCCGCAGGGUUAAGCAUGCUGACAUGAAUCUCCUGGAGAUGAAGUUAGGUUGGAGUGAAAACUCAUUGGAGGAGAGUCUGACCUCUCAGAGAGGCUAUGAACAUGGAUUUUCUAACUUAUCCCAUAUUUUCGGGGUAAAUGAGGUUCAGGUAUCAAUGGGGAGCAAUGCAAAUGACAAGAGAAGUUAUGUCAUAUCCGGUCACUGGGACCCGACAGACCCUGUGUUCACAGAGCUUAAUCAGGAGACUCAGAGGGACAAGAGAGUCUUCAUGACAGUUGCCAUAGAUCUAGUCAUGAGAGGCAUUCAAGAGCCUGUGCGCUUCGUCAUAGAAACCAAAGUUCGUGUAUAUCCUCAGAACGAGAGGUUUUGGUACUUCAGCAAGAAACCUCUUGUUCACCUCUUUUCACUCAAACUCAAGCAGGUUGAACACUCACCCCAAGGGGAUCAACAAUAUGUGGUAACGAGUGUCGAUAACAUGGGCGAGGUGGAGCGGUGGAGACCUUCAGCGAUGUCCCUCUCUCUGAACCUGUCAUCAUUAACAUCGUCAACACUCUCCUCACUUUCAACUGGUCGUUCUCCCUCAAUAGCCUCAAUAGAAACACCAGGAUGUGAAGAGGAUUCAGAUGAUGACGAGCCCUUGCUGAGUGGUUCAGGUGAAGUGUCCAAGGACUGUCCUCAAGGAGAGUUAGACAUGUGGCGACAGGUGCUCCCCAAGUGGCAGGAUGCACGUGUACAGCUGCCCAAAGGUGUGUCAGGCCUGGUCAAGCGUGGCAUUCCUGAGGCACUUAGAGGGGAAGUGUGGCAGCUCUUGGCUGGCUGCUGCGAUGAUAUUGAUAUGAUGGAGACCUACAGAGUGCUCAUUACAAAGGACUGUCCCAGUGAACAGGUGAUUCUCCGAGACAUCAACCGCACUUUCCCAGCCCACGACUACUUCAAGGAGGCUGGUGGAGUAGGCCAGGACUCGCUUUACAAAAUCAGUAAAGCUUAUGCUGUGUAUGACGAGGAGGUGGGAUACUGCCAGGGGCUGUCUUUCCUGGCAGCAGCACUGCUUCUCCAUAUGCCUGAGGAACAAACCUUCUGUGUCCUUGGCAAAAUUAUGUUUGAGUAUGGGCUACGUGACCUCUUUAAAGAUGGAUUUGAGAUUCUUCAUAUGCGUUUUUAUCAGCUUGGGAAGUUGAUGGAAGAACAACUCCCAGAUGUGUGGCAGCACUUCCAGGAGCAGGGUGUUGAGAUUCACAUGUUUGCUAGUCAGUGGUUCCUUACACUAUACACAGCCAAGUUCCCUCUCUUCAUGGUGUUCCAUUACCUGGACCUCUUCUUGCUCACAGGCAUUGACUCUGUGUUCCAAGUGGCUCUGGCUUUGUUGCAGAUGUCCAAGAAAGAACUGCUCUCGUCGGACUUUGAGGGCAUUCUCAAGUACUUCCGAGUGUCUCUGCCCAAGAAGUACCGCAACGAGGACACUGCCCGUCAGCUGUUCAAGUUGGCCACGUCGAUCAAGGUGAAGAAGCUGAAGAAAUAUGAGAAGGAAUACUUGGCCAUGAAAGAACAAGAGGCCAUGCAAGAGGACCCUGUAGUCCGCCUGGAGCGCGAGAAUCGCCGUCUGCUGGAAGAUAACAUGAGGCUUGAGCGUGAAAAUGAUGAUCUAGCACAUGAGCUUGUUACUAGCAAGAUAAAUAUGAGAUACAGCAUGGAUAAGUUGGAGGAUAAGUGUGAUAGCUUGAAUAAGGAGGUCACAAACGUCAAUUCAAUGCUGAGGGAUGCUGAGGAAGAGAAGAAGCGCCUCCUCAUGGAAGCAAAUCAGGUUAAGGAAAUGCUGAAACGUGAGGUGGAAAAGGGUGAUGUGGAGUCCCAGAGAAACGGUGCCAUCAUCGCCGACUACAAGAAGAUCUGCUCACAGCUCUCCGAGAGGCUCGACAAGGAACAGGCCGCCAACGUCAAGACGAUCAACAUGUACAAGGCCAAGGUCUCUGCAUGUGAGAAGUGUAGCGGCAUUCUGUCUCCUGUGACGGGACCCCCAGGUGAACUAGGCGUUGAAGAAUCCCCGGUGGUGACCAAGCUGCACCAGCAGAUUCGAGAGCUGGAGCUGGAGCUUGCGCAGACCAAACUAGCCUUGGUUGAAUCCGAGUGCAAAAAUCAGGACUUAACCCAUCAGCUGAGCACAGCAGUGACAGAGCUGCAAGCCACGAAGAACACAUGGUUUCAGAAGACUCUAACCUCCUUUUCGUCACUCAAGGAACGCACCGCUUCCACCAGCUCUAACAACCCUAGUGGAGUAACAUCCACUAGUAGUAACAUAACAGUUAGUGCCCUGCAGCGCCAGCAGAGCAGAGACAGCAACUCAGAGAAAGCAUAAGAGUGACUGCUUGAGCAGAGUUUUCGUGAUGUUUAAUGUGAGAAUAGUGGGUGAGAUGAUUUCUAUUAGUGUGAUACCAUUUCUUUCUCAUUCUUUUCUCUUCUUGUUUUUCUUAAAGGAGUCAGAAUACUAGAAAAUACAAGCAGACAACAGAGAAAGAGAACUAUAUAGUGGCAGUAUGGUAAUGCAGUCAUAUAUUCAAUUUGACAAUAGUGCAUAUGGAGGUUGACAUGUUCUGAUGCUUCUGAGGUGUAAGGAUAUAUUGCAGUCAUACCUUUUAGCCUUAAGCAUUAGUCAUGAGGUACAUUCUGUACUUUGAACUAUGAAAGCAUAUUCAGACUUUAAUAACAUUCAAUGUUUAUACAAAUGGACUUUUUCAAGAGGAUGUUUACAGAAGAAAAUUACUUUAAUCUAUUUCACAGCAAGAUAACACUUUUUAUCUUCAUGUUUGUAUGAUAUAUAUAUGAAAAGCAGUGUGUAAUGUAGAUAAAACACCCUUUACAAAACAGAAUUUAUGUUGCGUGUAUCAGUAGAUAUAUCAGCAAGGUGACUUUCUUUCCUCUCUGGAGAUAAGAAAGUAUGUUUUCAUCUUCAAGAUCAAAUGUACACAGUAGUCACCAGAUGUCCCCUUGUCAUUGUAUAUGAGUCCAUGUCUCUUUAUAUUAACAGUCAGUGAAUGCUGAUGGUCACAAUACCUUGCUUAACUACUUAGUAAACCAUAGCCACAACUUGCUUCUGGAGAGGACAUAGAGUGUCCUACUCUCAUUGUGGGUCUACUUUUACUGGGUUCACAAGUUGAUGAUUGAUAAUGAAAAUAUCAGUGAUGAAUGUCUCAAAGGCCUUGAAGCUUGUUACUCUGAACAGAGAUGUAUCAGAUAUUUUUUCAUGAUUAUAGAAAAGUGUAGUAUAUUUUGAUGGUGUUUUGAGGUAUUGCAUUACUUUUGUGGGAUAUUUCACCUGCUUCCAAAUGCUUCAUAGUUAUCCACAGUGUAAAGAUAAACAAAUGAAUAGGGAAAGAGAGGGAUGGAGAAUUAGAAUUAGAAUCUGUGUUAUUUAUAACAAAUGGAGGAGUAGAUGAAUCAGCUAAAGUAAAUUUUUAACAAAGGGAAAGAUGCAUCACAAUAAUGUUAUUUUCUAGCCUCAGUGAUCGUGCUCUUCUGUAAAAGCCAUUGUGCACAGAUGCAGAAGGUGGCUGCUAUAAAAUCACUGCAGUUGGAUGUAGUUGUUUCAGUUAUUCAUAUUUUGUAAUGAAAACAUAGAUAUGUGAUCUUCCUGGCCAUUAGUAGUGUUGGCUUUACCCAAUUGUAGGAACUGAAGUCUGUUUUUGAACGAAUAUAUCUGCCAUUAUUGUAUGUAAAUGGCUUUAUUACCUGUGUCAUGAACAGAUGUAGCAGACAUUUAUUGUAUGACAUAAUAAUAGUUCAAGCUUCAAUGUAUGGACAUUAGCAAACACUCCAUGUGCAGGCUAGGUUUCACAUGAAGGGAAAAAGAAUCAUGGAUUUCAAAUAUCUGGUUGAAUAUGCCGGUUCUGGCCAUAAGAAGCCUAGAUUUUUCAAGAAGAAAAGAUAAAAGGUAUUCUGUUCUGUCUUUGGAAGAUAGGCGUGAGAAAUUGAGUAUGAAUAUUUGUUAUAUUAGGAUGUGCUAGUCUUACCAUAUGCAUAGGGAGGAAAAAGAAAUAAGUAAAGCUCUGGAAGGUAUAGAGGUCACUGCCAAAGUAUCUAGUGGAAAAGAAUAUUAUUAUUGGUACGUAAAACGGUUUAUCAGUGUAGAUCUCAGUGUCAGUUCUCGUAUUUAACUCAUCCAACUAGCUCUUAGGACCAAGUUUUUCCUAUUUUUGGUUUGCUCUGUUUGUCAGCUUGUUUAUAGGGUAACAGGGUUAUUAAAGGGUCUAGUCUUUUCACUCUCCAAUAUCGACAGGAACACACAAGGCAUGAUAAGAUAUUUAUUUGUUUCUCGUUUCUUUUCUUUUUCUUUUUUCAUUAUUUUUCAUUUUAGGAUCUGAUUAAAGAGAGCAGAGUUGGACAACAAAGAACUGGAAUUUUGCAUCGAAAUAAAAAGUCCCGUUCUGAUACUUGUCCCGACAUACAAAACAUCUAGGAAUAGAGAGCAUCCAAAAUGGAGAACCUCAAUGGGAAUAUUUCAUCCAAAAGAGAAGAAAGAAAGAAAGAACGAGAAGAAACAGGAACCAAGAGUUCUUCGUUUUCAAUCCGUCUGCUCUGCCUUUUAUUAGCCCCGCCCUUUCUUCUCACUCUGUCUGUAUCUCUGUAUUGUAUCAAACGCCCUUUUGUUCAGAUUAAGGUCCUCUCGUUUCGUGGUGGUAAGCUCGCGUCUUCGGCUAAUUAUCACCGCCUCGCAUAUGAUACUCCUUGUCUGAUCUUGCUUUGACGUCUGGCAGUGUGUACAUAGUGUAUCUCUAGAAUAUAAUAGUAAUGGUUACUUUCCUGCUAUUUUUGAUACGUUUUCUUUUUAUUUUGUUUUAUGUUACGAGGAUAGUGAUAUAGAUUUUUUUCUUUCUCUCUCUCUCUCUCUCUCUCUUUCCUUUAUGUUAUAAUUUUAAUGAUGGUGAUUUUUCUCUUUAACUUAUUAUUAUUAUUUUAUUGUUAUUACUAAUAUGAUUAUUAUUAUUAUUGUCAUUGUUGCUAUUGUCACUGUUAUUAUUAUUAUUACUAUUACUAUUGCUACUACUACUACUACUACUACUACUACUACUAU